CUCCACGCUGAGGUGUCGUGUUACUUCGACAAGACAAAACCCAUAAGCCAUAUGGGCAUCAAUGCGUUCACCCGUCCCCUGAGGCACCUCUGUUCUUGCUCAGUUCUGUCCUUUUUAACUCUUUAAUUCUCUCUCUCUCUCUUGAAUUAUUACGAUUUGCGUGCUUCUGGAUUGAUCCUUUUGUAUGGGUGAUCGGAGAACGGGGCUUGCUCGCUCCUCCUCUAGUUUCUUUCCAUCUAGAGCUGAGACUUUCUGGGAUUCACUUGCAGUUUUGGGUUUGUGGUUUCAACUUCUGGAGUGUACUCAUUGGGGGCUUUUGCAUUUCAUUUUGUUUGCUGGGAGGAGGUUAAAAGAUUCCAUCUUUCGCGAGUCGUAGAGGCAUCGAUCCAAUUGAAUCUGAAUGCCAGGGUAUUGGAUCCCAUGCCUUGGAAAGAUGGAAGCUUCAAAACUGGUGAAAGGGUUUGAGCAGACCGAGGGGACUGCUCCGCAGAAAAUAAAUAAAAUAAAAUAAUUAAAUGGGUUUUUUAAAAUUUCUCACCUGCAACGUCUGGGUUGAGUUCACGUGAAGCCGACGCUGCAUGUCCCCGUGAGUUUUGCGGGCAGGAUUUUCGAGAAAGAUGCCCGUUUGAUCAAUGGAGUGAGCUCCUUUACUUUUUCUAUCUGAGCUCUCUGCAAUUAUUAGGGUUUUAGCAGAGUGUGUGGAUAAAUGAAAUUCUUGACUGCGGCUCAUUCUGGUUUAAACAUCGAAGGCUUGAAGCUGCCGGGUGAGUCAAAAAAGGCACUGAUGGUGACUGAAAUUGGCGCCUUUUUGGGCUGUUGGGUUAAGGGUUUGAUUCCUCGUCAAUUCACUCGCUGAUGGUGAUAUUUUGUUGUAAAAGGGAAACGCAUCGCGACAUUGCAUAUGCGAGGCCGUAGAUCUGAGGAUUUUGAUCUCACAACUCAUAUCGGUAAAAACAAGAACAGAGGAUAAUCAAAAGGCUACGGGCGGGUCGAGUGAUUUUUGGCUUUUUAGAUACCAACAUUCUGAAUCGGUGUGGAUUCUCCGCUGUCUCCGAAGGUUCGAGCACCAGCUGUCUGUGGGAAAUUAAUUGGAUCAAGAGUUCAAUUUAAGAUCAUUAUUAGUGCAAUCUGGAUACACCAUUCCAAGAACCCCCCAAUCAAUGUUCUUAAUGGAAGGGGAACGACGACUCGUUCCGAAGUCCUCUGUCAACAUCUUCUACCUCUUCUUCUUCUUCUUCUUCUCCGCACUCUCUCUUACACCUGUGGCUAGGUCGGGUGACGCAGAAGGGCUUUUAACCUUGAAAUCGUCAAUUGAUCCUUUGAACACGCUCCCAUGGCGAGGGAGCGAGGUCUGCAAGUGGAAAGGGGUCAAAGAGUGCUUGAGAGGAAGGAUCUCGAAGCUCGUCCUCGAGCACCUAAACUUGAACGGCACGCUACACGGGAAGAGCUUCAACCAGUUAGACCAGCUGCGAGUGCUCAGCUUAAAAGGAAACUCCAUUUCCGGCGAAAUCCCCGACCUCUCCGGACUCGUCAACCUCAAGUCCCUCUUCCUCAGCGACAACAACUUCUACGGCGACUUCCCGGAUUCCAUCUCGCUCCUGCACCGAUUAAAGGUCGUAGACUUGUCGGGAAACCAAAUCUCUGGCCGCAUUCCCGGGACUCUGCUCAAGCUCCGGCGUUUGUUCGUUCUUUACCUGGAAGACAACAGAUUGACCGGUAACAUUCCUCCCCUGAACCAAACCAGCCUUCGAUUAUUCAACGUAUCAAACAACCAGCUCUCCGGAAAAAUCCCAGUAACGCCGGCUUUGGUACGAUUCGACCAAUCCUCAUUCUCCAACAAUCUCAACCUCUGCGGGGAACAAAUUCAAAACCCAUGUAGCGAAAAUCCCAACAACGGGCUCACACCUUCGAUUAGUCCCGCUUAUCCGACGCUGGUUCCGGGCUUAGGUUCCCCGCCGAAGCGGACGAACCGGAAGAUGCUGAUCGUGAUAAUCGCGGGGAGCGUGGGCGGGUUGGUGUUGCUACUAAUAUGCAUAGGGCUGAUUUGCUUGGCGUGUAAUGUAGGGAGGAGGAGGAAGAAUAAAGGUUCGGGGGUGGGGUGGAGCAAAGGCGGAGGGGAGGCGAUGGCGGAGGGGGAGGCGGGAGGAAAUGGCAGGGGAGGUGGUAACAACGGGAGAGAGCAGGGGGGAUUGACGUGGGAAAGGGGGGAGGGGUUGGGGAGGUUGGUGUUUUGCGGUGGAGGGGAGAUGGGUUACAGCAUGGAGGAUCUGCUGAAGGCGUCGGCGGAGACGCUGGGGAGGGGGACGACGGGGAGCACGUACAAGGCGGUGAUGGAGACAGGGUACAUAGUGACGGUGAAGAGGCUGAAGGACACAAGGUACCCCCCCAGCCUGGAAGAGUUCAGGGGGCAGGUGGAGAUGCUGGGGAGGCUCAGACAUCCUAAUCUGGUCCCACUCAGAGCCUAUUUCCAGGCCAAAGAGGAGCGCCUCCUGGUUUACGACUACUUCCCCAACGGCAGCCUCUUCUCCCUCAUCCACGGAUCAAGAAAUUCAACCAGUGGGAAGCCUCUUCACUGGACGUCAUGCCUCAAAAUUGCAGAGGACUUGGCUACCGGCCUGCUUUAUAUCCACCAGAACCCUGGCCUGGCACAUGGAAACUUGAAAUCCUCCAAUGUUUUGUUAGGUUCAGACUUUGAGUCCUGCUUCACAGACUACGGCCUGACCAUGUUUAGAGAUCCAGACUCAUUUGAAGAACCUAGUGCUUCUUCCUUAUUCUACAGAGCCCCCGAAUGCCAUGACACCUGCAAGCCGCCCACCCAACAAGCUGAUGUCUACAGCUUCGGUGUCCUGCUCUUGGAGCUCUUAACUGGCAAAACUCCCUUCCAAGACCUUGUACAGAAACAUGGUGCAGACAUCCCUGGCUGGGUUCGUUCAGUCCGUGAAGAAGAGACCGAGUCUGGAGAUGAUCCUGCGUCUGGUAACGAGGCCUCCGAAGAGAAACUCGGGAAUCUCUUAAACAUCGCAAUGGUUUGUGUCUCACUUGUGCCCGAGAACCGGCCGGGGAUGAGGGAAGUUCUAAAAAUGAUCAGAGAGACCAGGGCAGAAAAUCCAGUUUCGUCCAACGGCAGUGACUAUUCACCAGGAAGAUGGUCAGAUACGGUUCAGAGCCUCCCAAGGGAAGAGCAUUUAAGCAUAUGAGUCGUUGGUAAAUUUGGAAGCUCAAAAGCAUGUACUUUGAUUUUUGUUUAUUAGACGCUUAUUCUUUAACAGGGCAUUGUAGAGUCUCCUGGUGUAAAGGUACUCCAUUUUUUCUUCAUGUUUACUUGGAUUUAGGUCGUUUUUUUAGCGGUGGAAAUAAAGUUGUCUACUAAAUGACUCA
This is a messenger RNA of Malania oleifera, 3378 nucleotides long. Its product is annotated as inactive leucine-rich repeat receptor-like serine/threonine-protein kinase At1g60630. Lineage: Eukaryota; Viridiplantae; Streptophyta; Magnoliopsida; Santalales; Ximeniaceae. The coding region runs from base 1161 to 3197 and encodes 678 amino acids. The record is from RefSeq and is a predicted model, not a curated record. Gene Ontology annotation, biological process: protein phosphorylation. Gene Ontology annotation, molecular function: ATP binding; protein kinase activity; protein binding. The transcript is spliced from 2 exons.